AUGGCGCUGUCGAGGCGAAAGCGAUGUUCAAAUGCAGUAGAUGUUUUGAUCCAGAGAAGCUGCAAGGCUGAGGAUGCUGGCGCUGUGAACAGGAGCAAUCUGAAACUUCUCAGAGGCGUAAUCCUUCAGGACACUAGAACAUAUUCCAAAGUGUGGUGCAAAUCCUCAAAAUCAACAAUAACAAGUGAAGCUGGACAAAUGUACUUUGAAAACUAUCAGGACUGUUACAGCUGCCUUCACGUGGACCCGUAUCUUCUUUAUAAACUGACACGACGCUCUAAACAGGAUAAAUUUGAAGAUGCCUUACUGUGUCAGACUCCUCUCGACAGAACUCUGGAAACGCCUAUGGAUCAAAAACCUAAUCUUCUUGUGUUAACUGCUAAUAACUGGAUUUAUCGUCUCUCAGCUCAUACAGGCAAAGAGCUAGAGAGAAUUUACCUUUCCCCGAAACAUAAAUUUAGAUACCUCGGAUGGGAUGUUUCUCAAGAAGUAUUGUACGUAAAGACAAUACAGAAUAAAGAAUCUGCCUCUGAACGGCAGGCUGGUAUCACACAUAACACCUUGAUGCAUCUUGCUGUCUUCACAGCUUUCCCUCUACAAAUUGUGGGCAUAAUAGAGAUUAAUAAGAAGGUAUUUGGAAGCAGUGUGAGUGAUGUGGUGCUGUCUCAGGGUGUGCUCGCGGUGUCUUAUAGCAACAAGUCUGUGAGGUUGUACAGCUCUGAGCAUAUUUUUCAGAAGUACACCACAGACAAUUUAACUUUAGGAAAGCAAAGCCCACUUCUUGGUGGAAAGAAGGUUGGGGAAUUCCCUUUUGGUAUUCCAAUCAACGUGCACAUUACAGAUUCCCUUCCUGUGCUUUUUGAGGUGUCCUGCUCUGAUUCUGGCAUUCAGAUCGGUCAUCCCUGGCACUUCAUUCACACACCUCCUCAUAAGAAGCAUUCUGGGACUCAUCACAUCUGCUCUCUUAAAGACUCCAAUCUUGCAACAAACGGUAUCCGAAAUAUGAAAUGCAGUGCAUUGGAGAUGGAUGAAAUAGUAUUUCAUCCUGAUGAUACUGGACGGAUCAUACAUUUUGGGCCAAAACAAAUUGAAGUGCUUAAAAUAGUCAGCGAUGUGAACAACUGUGCUCGCUCAAAGAUAAUGGAAGAUUUCUCUAUUACGAUUGAUGAACAGAUAAGUCGAUUGCCUCAGGUGACUGUGACCUCAUCAGGGCGUACUGUAAAAAGAAGAUUCCAGCAUCAGCUUGACGAUGACCCAAAGCGAGAGACCUUCAGGAAGGUGGAGUACGAGGAUGAGCUAGACAUUUUAGCUGUGGUUGUCACAAACGGAGAGGAGGGAAGAGCACAGGUCCGGCUCUAUGACAAUCAGAACGGACAACUACUUCGAACUAUUGAUCUGACGGAGUCUUGGGAUGAGACUUAUCGACAUGAGCUGCUGUUUGACAAAGACACCAUUAUGCACAUUGAGCAGCAGAAGACCAUAGAAGUCCAAUCAGGAGACUGCUCUGAGGAACUAGGUCUCAGCUCUCCAACAGGAGCUGUAGGAGAAGGAGCUCCUGAGGAGUCAGACCAGGAGAAGCAGGCCACCAAAGAGGCUCAGACCUCCCAAACAGGUCUGCUACAGCAGAUAGAGGAGCAUAAAAUGGAGCUUCAGAGUGAGCAGGAGCAAAUAAGGGCCUUCAAAGCACGUGACCAAGAUUACAACACUGCUCUGGACCUAGACAUUCAUGAGUUGGCUGCACAAGAGGAAGAAGAAGAGGAGGAGCUGGCGGUGUUUCCAAAAGCAAACACAGACAUUAGUGAUGUGGUGUUCAGGACGAAGCACAUCACGCUGAGAGGAUACUAA
This is a messenger RNA of Knipowitschia caucasica, 1845 nucleotides long. NCBI's taxonomy places the organism in Eukaryota, Metazoa, Chordata, Actinopteri, Gobiiformes, Gobiidae. The record is from the annotation of a GenBank genome assembly.